UCGUCCUUGUGACGGCUGGUGCUAAAUAUUUUCCAUAUGUGUGAAAAAAAUGUGACUUUACUGUUUUCAGAGGAGCUGCCUUUACGCAAUGGGUUUUCUAUUUAUCCGUUAGUGCCAGUGCCUCUAAUACUUUGGAAAAUCUAUGCAGGAGUAUCUGGACAGCUGUCUGGUGUGCUCCGCAGACUACGUAAGGCAGGUUUGAGCUACAACAGGCUAAAAAUGCGAGGACUUUAUGCCAUUUUAGUCUUUUUCAUCUUUGUCUGCUGUACCAGAGCUAAGAAGAUGCGGUGGUGCACGGUGUCAGAUCCUGAGCAGAGGAAGUGUGCAGAACUCGCCAAAACUCUGGUGGCAGUGUUGCCGCCAGCUGUCGUGGCGGCUUAUGCCAGACUCUCCUGCAUACGAGCGUCCAGCACAACUGACUGCAUCGAUAGGAUCAGGGGUAACCGUGCUGAUAUAGUGACGUUAGACGCAGGAGAGGUUUAUUCUGCUGUGAAGCAGUUUGGCCUUGUUGUCGUCGCCAAGGAGAUCUACAGUGAUGGAGGCUGCAUUCUGUCUGUGGCUGUGGUGAGAAACAGCACUUUGGACAUACGGUCCCUGCAGGGCCUCAGGACCUGUCACAGUGGGGUUAGAUGGACGGCUGGAUGGAGUCUUCCCCUCGGCUUCCUUCUAUCCCGCAACUACCUGAGCUGGUCGAAGGAGCAGCCGCUCAGUCAGGACGUCAGUACCUUUUUCAGUGCCAGCUGCAUUCCUGGAGCUGCUGCCAUGGCACCACCUCUGUGCUCUCUGUGCCAAGGACAUAAGUCCUACAUUCGGCAGAAGAAUUACCACUGCGAAACAUCGCACAGUGAGCCCUUCUACAACAACCAAGGGGCCCUUAGAUGUCUCAGGAGCGGAGCAGGAGAUGUUGCAUUUGUGGACCAUUUAGCUCUUGAAAGUUUUGAAGACAGUGACAGAGACGAGUUCAGAUUGCUGUGCACAAAUGGCACACAAGCUCCUCUCAGCCACUACAGGAGUUGUAAUCUGGGUCGUGGUCCAGGUGGCGGCAUGGUCACCAGAUUUAACAUUCGCAAGGUUGCUCGCAAGUUUCUUAACACGGUGCAGAUGCUGUUUGGCCAACGAGGUCGAGAGAGGCAGCGCUUCCAACUCUUCAACUCAUCUUCCUUUGGGGAAAACGAUCUUCUCUUCAAAGAUGUGACAGAUAAACUCGCCGUUCUUCCAGAUGACAUGGAAGUCAGUCAGGUGUUGGGGUUGGAUUACGUGGCACUCCUCAAAGGCCUCGGACAUGAAGGAAGUUCACUGGAGGACAGCGUGGUGCGAUGGUGCUGUAUCAGCCAUGCAGAGCAGAAGAAAUGUGAGCAGUGGGCUCUGAGUAUAAAGUCAGACCCGCUAGUGUGUGUUAAAGCGGCCUCAAUCCGCGACUGUAUCGAGAAAAUUAAAAGGGACGAGGUGGACGCUGUCUCGCUGGAUGCAACUCACUCUUUCAUCGCAGGGAGAUGUGGCCUUGUUCCUGUGGUUACAGAAUAUUAUGGAAGAGAAUGCGUACCAGCCGAAGGAUCGACACACUUAGAGACCGAUGUGUUGCCUUCAGUGGUCGGUGUGGCGGUGGCAAAGCGCUCCAGCAGAAGCAUAUUCAUCGGGAACCUCGGAGGCCGUCGCUCUUGUCAUGGACACAUGUACAGCCCGGCAGGCUGGCUGCUGCCCUACAGACACACGUUAAGCCUGGAGCACAACAGCAGCUCCCCCUGUGAUCCAGACCAAGUGUACAACCAGGUGUUUUGGAAAGGCUGUCUUCCCGGCUCUCAGGGGAAUCUCUGUAAAGUGUGUAUGGGAGGCACCGGGGAGGCUGCCACCAAACGCUGCGCUGACAACCACAAUGAGCGUUACUAUGGCAACAUGGGAGCUCUAAGGUGUCUGGUUGGAGAUCCAAGUGGUAAAAGCUACGGGGAUGUGGCCUUCCUCGAGCAGCACAACCUUCAGGCCAACAUUCUCAAUUUGGGUUCCACUGGUUGGGCGGAUGGGUGGGCGUCAUCAGAUUUUGAGCUGCUGUGUGGUGACGGUCGCCGGGCCCCGCUGUCAGAGUGGGAGAGCUGUAACCUCGGAGUCAUCCCACCGAACACCAUCAUGACACGGCCUGUACUCACGGCACGAGUGUACGACUUCCUCAUGAAGUCACAGGAAACUUUGGCAGCCAACCCAAACGCAGAGUUCAAGCUCUUUGAGUCUCUGCAAUAUGGAGAAAGUGAUCUGCUGUUCAAAGACGCAACUCAGUGCUUUGUCCACACGAGCCACUUGGACUACCGCUCCAUCCUCGGAGACGAGUUUUACAAUCACGUAGAAACUGUCUUCAACUGCACACACUCAGAUAUCUUGGAGUUUUGUAAUCAGGACGUGUGCAGCAUAUUUUAAACGGACACACCAAAGUAAACAUUACCUCUCCCUGCGCUGCUCAGUGGUUUCAUCCUUCAUCCACAUCUGCAAAUCAUCACUGGUAUCAUCAUGUUCACAGCAGAGAUUAAAGUCUUAAACUCUGCUGUGAACUGAAGAGAUUGGUCUCUUUAACAACUGCCACAUGUUCUUGUUUAAUAAACACAUUAAGUGAUAAAGAAAAAACCCUCAGGCUCAGCUGUCAUUAUAAACUUACAAUGACAUAAUGAAAACACAUUUGCUUUGAAACCACCUCCUGCUAUGACUACACUUGUAAACCAACGGGUGUAAAAUCAAUGUGUGUAUAAAAUGUAAACAUGUAAAUGUUCCAAGUUUUGACUCAAAUGUUACAUUUUUACAGUAAUUGUAUCACUCUGUUUGUUAAGCAAUUUCAAAAUGAGUGUGAGACUGUAGAGUAUUAUGACGUUCGUUUAAAAUUAGCUCUGAAAUAACUGGAGGCUAUACAUUUUUACACAUAUUUUCAGAGGACGUCCACACUAGUUUUUACAGAAUGCUUGUGAAUGAAGCGUUGGUUAUUCAAACUCUGUGUUUAUGGGAAGAAAAGUUUUUUUUUCCUUGUACAAAUUAUGUA
Larimichthys crocea (large yellow croaker) is the source of this 3016-nucleotide messenger RNA. RefSeq names its product saxiphilin (gene sxph). Gene Ontology annotation, biological process: iron ion transport. The transcript has 17 exons. Gene Ontology annotation, cellular component: early endosome; plasma membrane; recycling endosome. Bases 37 to 2406 code for a protein of 789 amino acids. NCBI's taxonomy places the organism in Eukaryota, Metazoa, Chordata, Actinopteri, Sciaenidae. The record is from RefSeq and is a predicted model, not a curated record.